Messenger RNA from Trichomycterus rosablanca, 1566 nucleotides. Its product is annotated as V-set and immunoglobulin domain-containing protein 10-like 2. The transcript has 7 exons. Lineage: Eukaryota; Metazoa; Chordata; Actinopteri; Siluriformes; Trichomycteridae. The record is from RefSeq and is a predicted model, not a curated record. The coding region runs from base 1 to 1566 and encodes 521 amino acids.
AUGUUCUGUUUUACAGUGAGCAUUUCCAAACCACAAAUAGUGCUGAGCGAUGCAUCUCCAGCGGAAGGUUCAUCAUUAUGGAUGCGCUGUAUUGUGGAGAAGGGCACCGGUCCUAUUAACUACACCUGGGAGCAGGAGAGCCCGACGGGACUGAUUACUACACUGGCCAAGGGAAACUCCAGUCUGGUUAACAUCACCAGAGUGACCCGUAACCACACAGGCUCGUUCAGGUGCCUGGCCAGAAACUCAGUCAACCAACAGCUCAGUGAGCGUACAGGGUUAAACGUGUUAUUCGGUCCAGAUUUACCUCAGAUUGACGUGGUAGCGUACUCAGCAACAGAUCAAGGAUACACAGCUCUGGAAAAUGCUAACAUCUCUCUGAUGUGUAAAGCCAUGGCUAACCCUCCCGGUCAGUACAUCUGGUUCUACAACAACUCCCAGAUCCACACUGGACCUCAGCUCAACAUCACUAAGAUCCUGCGUGUCCAAGCGGGUUAUUACGCCUGUCUGGUACUGAACACUUACCUCAACACUCGCUCCAAGAAAACCAUCACGCUCACCGUCUACUAUCCACCAGAUGGUGCUCCAUCUUGUUUCAUUAUCCCGGUCAACAACUACACUGAUCUGGCUCUGUCCUGUUCCUGGGUGGGUGGUUACCCUCCAGCUACCCUGAACUCGGGUCCGUAUGUAAACGGGGGCAACACACAGGCUGUCAGUAACAUCACCGUGAUCCAGCCAGGCUCUGAGACUGCCAACAACUCUGUAUUCACCUGCUACGGUUCACACGUGGCACAACAAGCUUCCCAGAGCUGCAGCAGUAAAACGUGGCUGCCAUUUGGUGAACCCCAGUGUUUUGCGUAUGCGACACGUAACAACGAGUACCUGAUGCUGUCCUGCUCCUGGGAGGGCGGCUUCCCUCGUGCUUUGCUUUGGUGGGCCUCAAGCUCAGGAGACAUGCAAGGAACAUCUGAGGAGAACUCCAACAUCCUGGUCCUGCGCUCCAGUGCCACCUACAGUGGCAAAGCAUUUAUAUGCCAUGCCAAACAUCCGCUGGCUAAAGAGGCGAAACAGUGUGUGUUGAAACUGGAGGCACCAGAGCUGAAGACUCAGCGCAGUGUGGUUUCAGUCUACGAGGGAAACGACGUCCAGCUCACCUGCAUCCUCAUCAAGAACUACCCGGCGGUGACAGAAAUCACCUGGUACAAUAAUUUAAAGCAAAAUGUGAGUGAUGCCCCCCAAAAGUACAUCCUUCAGCAGGCUGCAGCCUGGUUGAAUCUGACAGUACUGGAGACAGACAGCUUGGUGGACAGUGGACAGUACUGGUGCUCUGCUGCUAAUGCUGUCGGAGGAGCAGAGAUCCCCAUUACUCUGCUGGUGAUGAGGUACCCAAUGCCCCCAAACGUGACCAUCACCAAGCUCAUGUACAGCCACCAUCAGAGAACAGAUGUUAACAUGGACUGGCAGAUCCAGACAGACGGAGAACUCACUGGGUUCUUCAUUGAGCAUCAGAGGCUUCCUGUACCUGUAGAACAAAGUGAAGAUGUUCUUCCUUGGCAGAAGCUGUGA